Messenger RNA from Pocillopora verrucosa, 1033 nucleotides. RefSeq names its product 26S proteasome non-ATPase regulatory subunit 10-like. The record is from RefSeq and is a predicted model, not a curated record. Lineage: Eukaryota; Metazoa; Cnidaria; Anthozoa; Scleractinia; Pocilloporidae. Gene Ontology annotation, biological process: positive regulation of transcription by RNA polymerase II. Gene Ontology annotation, molecular function: protein binding; transcription cis-regulatory region binding. Gene Ontology annotation, cellular component: nucleus.
UAUCUUCCAGGGUUGCGAAGUAUUUUUAAAAGAUUCAAGUACGAUUCAGUACACUCUACUAGCCGGGAGUUAUUAGACAGCCAACUCAGGACUGCGCUGCGCUCCGGCGCGCCACCAAAACUCGUGCACAGUCUGCUGUUACGAGGUGCGAACGUUAAUGGUGUCGACUCGUUAGAUUACAGUCCUCUUCUCUUGGCAUUGACAACUUCAAGAGCAGAAAAUAUGUUGGACAUUGUUGAACUUCUAUGCGAGUUUGGAGCUAAUGUGAAUUACAGUAGCGGCGUUUUCUUUGGUGAAACUCCUCUUCAUUUUGCUGCAAUGCACAACAAUUAUGCUCUCAUAGAGCUACUGGUUCGCUUUAACGCAAAUGCUCACGCGCGAAAUUUCGCGGGAUACACACCUUUACACUUUGCAGCACAGAACGGCAACGAAGCCAGUGCAAAGGCGCUAUUUCUCUGUGGAGCAGAUUUGAAUGCUAGAGAAAGUUACUGUGGGUACACUCCUCUGCACUUGGCUGUGAUUGGUCAAUUUGAACACGCUGUCAAGGCGAUGGUGUCCUUUGGAGCGAAAAUUAACCAAUCGGAUUAUUGUGGCCUGACUGCGAUUGACAGGUGUAAAUCAAGCGCGAUCCAGGAAUUCUUGUUGGCUACCAAAUGUACGACAAUGUUAAGUCUUGAACCGGAGUGUCUUUCUGUUAUAAGAGAAAGAAUAAGGAAAUACUCAGGAAUACGUGGCUUUGACAGGUUACCACUUCCUAUUACCCUGCAAAGGAAACUCAAACUGGAGAGUGGCCCGAACGAACUGUAAAAUUCCUUUACCCUCUUAAAUUUACCCUUAGCGAAUAUUUCCACGUACCUCAUAGGUUACAUGUGUCUUUUAUGAAUUAGCCAUGAUGUUUCCAAUUUUUACCCGACGAAAGCUUAGUGAUAGAAUAUUUCACUUUUUAAUUGUGACAUCAUGUUACUUUUGAUAUUAUUGGAUAUCAAAUAGUCUAUUCUUAUUGCGGUAUCGAUUCAAAGAUAUUAUUUUUUAA